This is a messenger RNA of Nerophis lumbriciformis (worm pipefish), 2649 nucleotides long. The record is from RefSeq and is a predicted model, not a curated record. NCBI's taxonomy places the organism in Eukaryota, Metazoa, Chordata, Actinopteri, Syngnathiformes, Syngnathidae.
AUGAGUGAGGGUUUUCACGGACAAAGCAUGGACAACGCACUCCUCCGCAUGGUGGUUGACACCAUCCGGGGAAUAUCGGGAGGACACGGCGAGGACGACGAGAGGAGACUGAGAACUUUGGGAGCGAUGAAGCAGCUGAGUGUUUUUCAUGCAAGCAAAGUGACGGCGUGGAGAGAUGCUCUCCGAGGGUGCAUUCCCGACAAAGAGCCACAGGGGGGCGCGCUUUCUCCAGAUGACAUUCAAUGCAAAUCCACUCAUUUUCUGGACUGUGGCAUUUAUUGGAGUGUUAUGGAUGAUUUAGAGCACAUUCGUGACCAAUUUAACACUAUAUUCAACAAGCUGGACACUGAAAUAAUAAAAGUGAGUACAGAAAGAGCUGCAAGUGAGGACUUGAUAGAAACCAACAGUAAAGGGACACCUCAAGAGGCCCAGUCAGGGUGUGAAGAACAGGCUAAAGAUGGAGAAGAUCAAGGCCGUGCCUCUUUUACCAACAAUGAUGACACAGAAGGUGGACUGAACUUCAAAGAUCAAAGUUGUGACGGAAAAAGCAAAUUGGACAGUGUCUCUGAGGAUAUACAAAAGAAGAUGAGCAAAGAAUGGAUCACAGUCGGACUCGAGAACUCGGAUAUACUGGGUGAAUGCUUCAUACAAGCACCUUUGGGUGUGGCUGAAGUCCUGCGCUGUGAAGUGGCCGACGCCCUAAGCUGCCUGAUGGUGAGCGAUUCAGAGGAGCUGGUCAGCAGAGUGAUCAGGGUCAGAGUUGAAGACUGUGGUGCCAUCCGCUACCCUCUGACUGUGGCAAUUCCCUUCUGUGUGCGUCACCGCGGCACCUACAGGACCAUCGCUGUCAAGCUGGUGGACCGCGAGAGAAGGGCCAGCUACCUCACUCCUAUGACAACAGAGAGCUCACACGGUGGACAGAGGGGCUCUUUUGCAGAAGUGAAGGUGUACUCACUGGGCCUGUUUGCCGUGGUUUCCUGUCUUAAGCGAGAACACUUCACAGUUCCUACACGGGGCAUGUCUCACAAACCUCUCGUGGACCCUCGCAUCUGCCUCUACUACCUCCCGGGAUCCUUCACGGCUUCUGUCAUGGUGCAGUACAUGAUCCAGCCACUUGACGCCGUCCUUCUGGCCACCAUCAAGUCCAAAAGUGAAGCCUACCGCAGGGUGGUGUCCACCAGCCCGCUCCUCUGCCUUGCCCACCCGUCCUCUCAGCCCCUGCUCAGACCCCUCAUGGUGACACUUCCCUGUCCGCCAAAUCCUGACAAGUGGAAAGACAUGAGAGGGCAGGUGGACCUUGUGAAGCGUUUACUCACUCUGCCUGCAGCUGGCCCUGCAGUAUCAUCUUCCCAGCAGAGGAGGAUGCUGGGCUCCUCUAUUCAGUCCUCUAAAGAGAACCCUGCUGAGCUUCUGAGCGUGCUGUGCUGCAAAGACCAUCAAUGGAGCGUCGCGGAGGGAAUCGUCAUCCAGAGCCAUCAGAAUGGCCUUGUGUCUUUUGAACUGACGGAGAACUUUGACAGACUGCUGGUGGUCCGCCUCCUCUCCCCGCUGCAGCCUUGCCAGCUCACAUCCCUGGCAGAGGACCUGGUGGACUCAGUGCGUGGCCACCUGGUCAGAGUGGUCAUCCAGCACCGCCAGGGUGAGCCCCGUGCCGUCCUGGUGUCCGCCUUGCCGAGCAGGGAGCUCAGUUGGGAAAUGUCCAGGCUGCAGGCAGGGGGUGACAGUGCAGCCCCGCAGACGUCACCGGAGAUCUGCAUGCGGGAGGGAGAUCAGCUUGUCCUACGCCUUUGCGGGAAUGUCACCUGUGCAGAUUGGAUUUGGUGCCAUAUCAUGCUUGUAUGCUCCAAGCAGCCUGAGAAACCAGGUAUUGUAGCUUUCUGCACGGAUGUAUCAGUCAAGCUGUUUUGCUUCAGCAGCAUCCGACAGCGAUUUGACAGCCCGCCGGAAGGCCUGACCUCGCAAUCCCAUUCCUUUCAGGAGCUUGGUUGUGGACGUAGCAACGAAGCCUCUGCACCUAACUUCAACUGGAAGCACUCAGGACCUCGAGCGAGCAAGUGUGGCGUUCUAGAAGAGCUCAUCACCUUCCACAGUCAGCGCAGGAACGAGCUGCUGGUGCCCCUGACUGAGGUGGACCCCUUCGGUAACUACAGCUCACCUCACUACAAGGGCGCGGCCGUAUUCUACAAGGCUACCAGAGGUCAGGCGGAGUGGCGAGGGGACAAGGCGGUUAGCGUGAACGUGGAGAACCUGGGAGAGCCUGUGUGCACGCUGCCUCUGACUCUGCCGAAGCGAGUCCGAAGCAUCAGACGGCCCGUCACGCCGAGGAUUUCACUCUGUGACAGGACAGACUGCCUCCCAGACUCGCUCCUCCUCUGGCUGUCGGGGGAGCUUUCAGAAGAAGAAUUAGGCCACCUGGCGCAUUCUCUGCGCCUUCGCCGUAGCUCCGCCCAGCUGGUAAAGCUCCGGGCCGGGGACAACCUUCCCGGCGAGGCCUUCCGCAUGUUGACCAUGUGGAGGAGGGAACUGCCUGCUUCCUUGCUACGGCCCAAGGCCUCCCAGCUGGCACGCUGCUUGGCCAGGAGCGGCAGGCCCGACCUUGCUGCAGAGCUGCUGUUACGCCAGGCAGCGACCUCAGAAAAUCUGAAAUAA